Gadus chalcogrammus (walleye pollock) is the source of this 5608-nucleotide messenger RNA. It is a transcript of the gene rac2, whose product is annotated as Rac family small GTPase 2. Gene Ontology annotation, molecular function: GTPase activity; GTP binding. The transcript is spliced from 6 exons. Lineage: Eukaryota; Metazoa; Chordata; Actinopteri; Gadiformes; Gadidae. Gene Ontology annotation, biological process: small GTPase-mediated signal transduction. The coding region runs from base 313 to 1050 and encodes 245 amino acids. The record is from RefSeq and is a predicted model, not a curated record.
AUGAAUUUGGCUCUGACGAUAUUUUAAUCAACACCAGUGGACACAACUCUCCCAGUGCUCCCGGUCUGUAGUCCUGUGGUUUUUAGUCCGCCUCGCGCCGCGCAGCGGGGCGCUGGUCGCCACUUCCUGGAUGUCAACACGCAGCGCGCGACUCGGAUCCGUCGCGUUCUCGGGCGCGCCACAGAACGAGACUCCGACAGCACGAGCACGAAGUCGAGCCGUGUCCCGCGAACUUUUACACUUUAGCGCCGCGCGUGAGGAGUUUAGGCCGACUUCGUUCUCCUCUUGAAGUGUUUGGGAAAAGUUUGGGCGAUGCAAGCCAUCAAGUGUGUGGUCGUGGGGGACGGAGCCGUGGGGAAGACAUGUCUGCUCAUCAGCUACACCACCAAUGCCUUCCCUGGAGAGUACAUCCCCACCGUGUUCGAUAACUACUCGGCCAACGUGAUGGUGGACAGCAAGCCGGUGAACCUGGGGCUGUGGGAUACUGCCGGACAGGAGGACUACGACCGGCUGCGACCGCUGUCCUACCCACAGACGGAUGUGUUCCUCAUCUGCUUCUCUCUCGUGAGCCCCGCCUCCUUUGAGAACGUCAGAGCAAAGUGGUACCCAGAGGUGCGGCACCACUGCCCCUCCACCCCCAUCAUCCUGGUGGGCACCAAGCUGGAUCUGCGGGACGAGAAGGAGACCAUCGAGAAGCUGAAGGAGAAGAAGCUGGCCCCCAUCACCUACCCACAGGGCCUGGCUCUGGCCAAGGAGAUCGGUGGACUCGGUGAAGUACCUGGAGUGCUCCGCGCUGACCCAGCGGGGGCUGAAGACGGUGUUCGACGAGGCUAUCCGCGCGGUGCUCUGCCCCCAGCCCACCAAGCCCAAGAAGAGGGGCUGCCAGCUGCUCUAACCCCCCACAGCUGGGCUCAGGGACCACCACAAUGGCUUACCACCCGAGAACAUAGUAUAAAGUAUAUUUACCCGCAGAUUAACAGCAGUGCUAGGCGCCAUCAUACCCAUCAUCACACCCUCAUACCCUUACCCUCUCACGGUCAUGGAGACUGAGGCCCAAUCCCAUUUCUACCCCGUACCCUUACCCCUCCCCCCUUCCCUUUACCCCUUCAAAACAAGGGGGAGGGGUAAGUGGUAGAAAUGGGAUUGGGCCUGAGUCUAGAUACUGACUCAUCAUUUGGCCGUCCGACUGUAAGAGAUACGAUGGCAGGUAACAUCUGAUUAGUUCAAUGAUUAACUCUAUAGAUUAACUAUAGAUCUAUAUUGACGUCUCCACAUUCUGUGAGUACUGAUUGGUUGCCUAGCUCUGUUGUUAAGGGAUUUAGUAUCAGGGAGUCGUGCAUAUUAUUAUUGUCGAUCAUACUUAGGGAUCAUUUAGGCAACACUGUAUUCAGACGGCAGUAAACCAGAUCAAACGGUUGAACCAGAUAAAACGGUUAAACCGGUUCAAAGGUUCAAGUGCACACGCGCGUGCAUGUGCACUUGAGUAUUUUCUGUAUUUUGGAGGUAAAAACCGCACUUGGUGUUUAACAAGAACUCGUGCCGCUGCCCAUAAACAAUAUCUUAAGGUAUUUAUUCCCCACGAGAGACGAACAAACGAUAGCUUUAGGACGAGCUGUUCGACGUGACCCCAUCAUGUUUUGCCAUCGCCAGAUUUAAAGGUCCCAUGGCCUGCCACCAGGUGUGGUGGGAUUAGCCGUUACAAGCUGUUUUGGAAAUCUGCCCUUUAUGACAUUUAGGUGGACACGCCCACCUGGGAUGUCGUAUGGGGCAGAUUUCCAAAACGGCUUGAAACGGCUAAUCCCACCACACCUGGUGGGAUGCCAUGGGACCUUUAAGGAAAUAUUAAUAUUUAAUGGAAUGAAAGUCUGUUAGAUAAUCCAACUGCUUUGAGAUUAAAGCAUUGAGCUGUAGUCUAUGCGUCCUACCAUCUUUAAAAAUGUUUCAUUAAAUCAGUUAUUUGGUAGUUUGUUUACAUUCCUUUUUGUCUUUUCUAAACAAUGAACUAUUAUUAAAUAAUUACUCCACACAUUAAACUCAUUAUUCAAUCAGUGUGAAGGUUCAGUUCUGCAGCCACGCAGUGUUAAAGGACCACUUGAAGGAUUUAUUUGAUUUGAGUGCUAAACAUCCAUUGGUCCAGAGUACUUGAGUCCCCCCCACAAGGUUAGCCCCGGUAAAUCAGCAGCAGUGCCUGUUUCUCACCAGGGGGGCGCUGUCGCGGUGAUGCGAUGACUGGUCCUAGAAUCGAGUGAUCGAGUCUCAAAUUUGUAUCCAGUUCUUUACAUGUGUUACUGUGUGCUCCACACAACAGCCUAAAGGUUAUUUCUAUCCAGGCUUUUUAAAUAAGGGCAAUUUAUGAUAUUACAAGUGCACACCAAUGUGCUCCUCUCUUGUAUUAAGCCGGAGCUCUAACAAAAGUAAAAACCAAACACCUCUUUGAGUGAAAUGAGCUGCAGGCCAUCACUGCGGUCAUGCCAGCUGACUCAUCGAGAUCGGCGGUCAAGCCAGCCGACCCAGUUUUUUGCCGUACCUGUGUAUACUAGCCAUUACGGUAAUAGCGUCUCAGAACUAGUUUAAAGUAAAAGCAUUCGUCGGGUACAUACAAAAAGACAGUCAAUAAAAGCAAAUACUAUCAAAGGAAGUGUACGGCCGUUGUGGUAUUUACUUUCAAAAUAAAAGCCCACCAAAAAUUCCAAUAUGAGACAUAUUACAAUGAUUUUUGAUUCAAUUUAAAGGAAAAUGCCCUGUUAUUUCAGGCUCAUUUCACUUCAUGGUUAUAGUUCACGACCCCAUAGGGUCACCCAAGAGGUUUCAGAACAUUCUGAUGUGGAGUUUCAAAAUAAAAGCCAACCAAAGUUUCCAAUAUGAGACAUAUUACAUAUGAUUUUGGAUUACAUUUAAAAUAAAAUGGUAUUGGACCAUUCAUAUUGGAAACCUUGGUUGGCUUUUAUUUUGAAACUCCACAUCAGAAUGUUCUGAAACUUCUUGCGUGACCCCAUGGGGUCUUGAACUAUGACCCUGAAGUGAAAUGAGCCUGAAAUAACAGGGCAUAUUAUUUUAAAUUGAAUCCAAAAUCAUAUGUAAUAUUUCUCAUAUUGGAAACCUUGGUUGGCUUUUAUUUUAAAACUCCACAUCAGAAUGUUCUAAAACCUUUUGCGUGACCCCAUGGGGUUGGAAUUAUAACCCUGAAGUAAAAUGAGCCUGAAAUAACAGGGCAUUUUCUUUUAAAUCGAAUCCAAAAUCAUAUGUAAUAUGUCUCAUAUUUGGUGGGCUUUUAUUUUGAAACUACGCAUCAGAAUGUCCUGAAACUUCUUGGGUGACCCUGUGGGGUCUUGAACUAUCGCCCUGCAGUGAAAUGAUUUCAUUUUCUUUUAAAUCGUAUUCAAAAUCAUAUGUAAUAUGUCUCAUAUUGGAAUGUUUGGUGGGCUUUUAUUUUGAAAGUGUGGUAGAAAUUAACCUUACAUUUUAUGUUAAACUAUGAUUAUUAUUAGGCCUACAUAUCAUAUAGAUACUUUAAUAGUGGAAAACAGCUGAUCACCUUUGGCCUAGAUGUUAUGUGCCGUGUGACACCAGUGAGUGAGUCCAGUCCAUUCCCAUCUGAUGUGUCACACCAGUAAGAGAGUCCAGUCUACUCCCAUUUGAUGUACUCUCUGAAGACAAUGCUUACAUUCAGACGUGUGCAUCAUCUCUGUUUGUAUAAGGAUAAUAUAUGUUCUAAGGUCACAUUGGGAUCCAGAAGACAUGAGAAUAUGCUGACAUCCACACAGUAUGACCCAGAAAAACAUUCUAUGCACAUCAAUAUUUGAUGAAAGUCCAACUUUGUAUUGUGUAAAGGAUUGGGGAUAUAAGGAGCUGUCCGGGAUCAUUCAGCAGUGUGUAUUCGCGAAUACCAUUCAGCUUUGUUGUCUCUCGUUUGCGGGUGGCAAUAAACUCUCCAUCUAUACUUGACCUGGACUCCCCGAUUCCUCUUUGCUUAUAGCUAGUUGAAGUGAAUUAGAUAAGUUGUUAUUAUUAGUGCCACAACAAAAGUAAAUACCACAACGGCCGUACACUUCCUUUGAUAGUAUUUGCUUGUAUUGACUGUCUUUUUGUAUGUACCCGACGAAUGCUUUUAUUUGAAACUAGUUCUGAGACGCUAUUACCGUAAUGGCUAGUAUAUACAGGUACGGCAAAAAACUGAGUCGGCUGGCUUGACCGCCGAUCUUGAUGAGUCGGCUGGCUUGACUGCAGUAGGCCAUCAGAGAGCAGGUCGGGGAGAGGCGUCUGGCUCCUACAGGAGCAGCAGGACUUGCAUGUUAUUUAUACUAUUAGUUUCAGUGUUCAGAAAGAAACACAAUCACAAUCACCCUGUCGGAUUAUGAUUGUUUUCCCCGAAGCGAGCCGAGAACAUAUUUCCCCAAGGACGACAAUGGCAGACUAACUAGAUGAUGAGCUUCCAGAUCUCUGUGAGGAGAGAGUGAGAGAGGAGCAGCAACUGGAGGAACCAAACCCAGAUCCUCUGCACCACCAUCUCAGACGCUCUAAUGUUAGACGGUAUGGCUCCUAAACACUGAAUCUGUCUAGGCUCCUAAACACUUCCACGCUGAACCCACAGAAGUAUGUCCGUAUCUGGUAUCUGUUUUAGAUCAGUAGCUAAAAUAUUGAGAACUGCGGUUGCUGAAACAUUCUGUAGAACGACAGAAUGACGUUUUGGUGGAACCACUACGUUGGCCCCGAUCCUAUUUAAGUUGCGAGUACAACGAGGCCGACGGCGUCUCUCCAAGCGAAUACUGGGAUCGUUUGUCGAUACAGAGGACCGUCAAACCCCACGGUCCCUCUGAGUGUUAUCGUGUUGGAGGCAGUGGCUCAGGAGGUAGAGCGGGAAGACUGGAGUGCCGAAGUGUCCCUGAGAAAGACCCCUCCUGACUGCUCCCGGCCAGCUGGCUGUCGCCCUGCGUGGUUGGCACCUCCUGUCGGUGUGUGAAUGUGUGUCUGAACCGUUGUUGUCGCUUUGGAUAAAAGCGUCUCUGCAAAAUCCCCUAAAUGUUAAUGUAAAGGAAAUGUAAAUGUACUGUAAAGGUAAUGUAAAGGUACUCUAAAUGCGGGCGUUGUCCCACUGGGUCGGGGUUAGUCGGUGGACCCUCUCCCAGGAUGUGGACAAUGCAGAGUGCUUGCAGAACGAAGGGCAGACAAAAGAUGUUUAUUUGAGCCUGUGAAGGUCUUAAAAGCGGAUUCCAUUAGCAGGCUUGGUUGUGAACACUCUCACUCUGUCAUUCUCCUCUAUUUCUUAGUUGGCAGUAAAUGAGAACAUAACAAAACCCGAUGGAUUCACGGCCUUGGUUUGACAAAGCGCUGUCGUCCUCGGCUCGCAGUGAGGACAAUAAAGGUUUGAAUGGCUGCCAAACAAAAAUCCAUCCAGCGACAGAUUGCCCACCGCAUUAAAAAUAAAAGGAUGGUGUGCGGAUUCUUAAGAGAGAGAGACGGAUGAUUCUGGAAGGAUCUGCGUACUUUUUAAGCUGAAAAUGAAAAGCUGGGCUCUUUGGUCACCCACGUAUCUCGGCGUCCAGGGACAUUAGGGGGUGCCCUGGGGAGGAUGAGCGGGCGAGGGCGGGGUCUGAGUCCCGUUGGCCCU